ACUAUAAAAAAAAACAUCAUUUAAAGAGAAGAUAACUGAAACAAAUUUGUUAAAAAAUCAGUCGUUCUUCUACACCUUAUUUUCGACAGAAUACGAAAAAUGUCGUCGGUUCCCUUUUCACAAGAUAUCGAUGGCUUUCAAGUUCCUGGAAUGUUUUCGGCUGAUAUUUUUCGUGGGGCUACCAAAUACAAACCGCGACCAGAUGACCUUUUCUUGGUGACCUAUCCUAAAUGUGGAACCACUUGGACAGGACAGAUACUUCUCCUUAUACUGCGGAAGGGAGAGCCUCUCGAAAAUCCAUCAGAUUUGCAUGCAAAAGCUCCGUUUUUAGAAAUGACAGGUGUCGAUUUCGUCGAUAAAAUGAUGAGGCCAGGUCCUAUCAAAACUCAUUUACCGUUUCACCUGACACCUUUUUCGAAAGAUGCCAAAUACAUAUGCGUAACAAGAAAUCCGAAGGACUGCUGUGUUUCCUAUUUCCAUCAUAUGAGAAAUUUACCCGGGCAUAACUUCAAUGGAACCUUCGAUCAAUUCUUUGAGCUUUUCGUAUCAGGCAAGAUUGAUUAUGGAGAUUAUUUUGACCACUUAUUGUCUUGGUACCCUCACAGGUUUGAAUUGAUUUAUCUUACUUAUCUGUGCAUUUUCUUUCCUUUUUUUUUAACACGGAUAUCGUAUUUCAUGAUCAUUGAAAAUGAAUACAUCAUGAGUUUGUUAGAUAAAAGAAUGAAGGUUAAUAUUGAUAAAAAAACAUAUUUUCAAACAAAAAAAAAUUUAUUAAUCAAAUAAGCAAGAUGCAUACUUUAGAAAUUAAUUUAAAAUUACAUAGCAAAAUACGUAAAUAAUUGAUGAGAGAGAAGAGAACAAAGU
Molecule: messenger RNA, 864 nt
Organism: Parasteatoda tepidariorum (common house spider)
Lineage: Eukaryota; Metazoa; Arthropoda; Arachnida; Araneae; Theridiidae
Source: RefSeq, a predicted model, not a curated record